This is a messenger RNA of Nicrophorus vespilloides, 1015 nucleotides long. RefSeq lists its product as uncharacterized. The transcript has 2 exons. The coding region runs from base 37 to 426 and encodes 129 amino acids. NCBI's taxonomy places the organism in Eukaryota, Metazoa, Arthropoda, Insecta, Coleoptera, Silphidae. The record is from RefSeq and is a predicted model, not a curated record.
AAGAGUAAGAUUAAUGUUGUUAAGUAUUCUUUUGAAAUGAGCGGAAAUAUUUGUAGAGUUUGUUUGUAUUUGAUUGAGAAUGGUUGUUCGCUCUUCGAGGUCUACGAGAACGAUCUGGUUUUGAGUGAGGUUCUUAACAAGUGUCUAGAUAUGAAGAUUGAAGAGGAUGAUGGAGUUUCCAGUAUGGUUUAUGAUGGAUGUGCUGAAGUAAUAAUGAAAGUUGUAGAGGAUUUGGUUGAAAUUACAAUUGUGGAAAAGGAGGCUGAAGAAUUCAUGUUGGAUAAGUACAUUUGUGAUGAUUUGAGGGAUCACAUGGAUAGCCAUUGCAAGGAGUUGAAGUAUGAGUGUGGAGUUUGUAAGAAGAGGUUGAAGAGUAGGACAAGUUUGUCCAAGAGGCCCAUCAAAACUGCUGGUGCUGGUGCAUGAGAAGGAGAAGAAGUUUGGGUGCUUGAAAUGCAAGCAGUUUCAGUCAGAAGAUUGCUUUGCUGAAGUAUAUGUUGAGGAUGCACCAGGCUGAGAGGAAGUUUCAGUGUGAGGCAUGUAAGAUUAAGUAUUUGGACAAGUCCAGGCACAUCUCGAACAAGCAUCUGGGGAAAGGGGAGUGACGCGAGUGCGGUUUGGCAAUAACCCGAAGAUUUAGUGCUCUAUUUAUUUGAAAUCAUUCGUUGGAUUUAUGGGACAAUCCGAUAUUUAUGGGCGAUGAGUUUUCGAUUCUCCUUCCUUCGCGCAAUACGAAUUGGGAAUCACAGGCGAUAAUUCAGAUGAAAAACGCGAUGAAAAUACAUUUCCCCUCUGCUGCCGCCUUCUACGAUCGGUGAAGAGGAUAGGUAAAUUUCCGCAGGAUGACGCAAGUGGAUACAGUUGGCACAACCAAACUUUUCACGGCUAGGAGAGAAGAAGAGUUUGGCUGAAAAGUGUGUAAUAUUUUACAGUUGGCAAUACAAAAUUUCUCUUUCGUUGCGCAUGGAUCUGAAAAAAAUACCAUGCAGCUUUGGUAGUCCUGGAUUUCCCUGGA